AACACUUGUGCAACACCGUUUCACAAGUAUAAAACCUAGUGAUUUUUUAUCAAAAGUUUGUUUAAACAAAUAUAUCGCCGUGUAGCACAGGAUAGCGAUUAUAAACAGUAUGGGACGUUACCAAUUAUAUGUGGCCGUCAUGGCAAUAUCUAGCUUAGCCGUAAUACAGAAAGCUAGUUGUGCUGGUGGGCCUAACGCCUACAACACUACCGAACAAUACAUUGAGUCAAAAGACGGAUUAGAAAUGGAGCAUCAUCAGUGUGAUGAAUACAAAUCGAAAAUCUGGAAUAAGGCAUUUAGCAACCCAGCGGCUAUGCAACUGGUGGACGUAGUGCUUAAAACAGCUAAGGAAAUGGGAACCGAUAACGUGUGCUCAGACACGAUUCGGGUCUUGUCUAAUUUCAUCGAUGUGAUGGCCACCAAUCAGAACUCCCACUACUCGGUGGGAAUGUUGGCAAAGAUGCUGGCAUUCAUUGCGAGAGAAGCGGAUAUGACGUCGGACAAAUUCAGAGAUACAAAGGAGGUGUUCGAUCGCAUCGUACAAAAUGCUGAUAUCCGUGACUAUAUCAGAAACACGGCCUCCCGGGUGGUCGACUUGCUCAAGUUACCCGUGAUGAGAAACCGAUUAGCCAGAGUGUUUAAAGCCUUUGAGACUUUGUAUAAUCCAUCCAAAAACCAGCAAAUGAUCAAGCAGAGGAUUAUGGGACUUACCAACACUCCUUCCAAAAUAGCUAUGGGUACCAUGAAUAAGGUUGGAAAUAUGUUUCAAAAUGUCUAAUAAACACGUCAAUAUAAUAGACUAGUUAUAUUUAUAUAUAUAUACAUAUAGUGUAAAUUUUCUUAAAAAUUUCUAACAUCUAAUCUCACACCCUUUCCCUCGCCGACAGUCGGUUUAUUUAUUUUGUACUGUACCACACAUUAGGUACCUAUUUGAUUCACCACUCAUCGUUAUCCUUAAAAUAAAUAUUUUCGUUUUCACAAUUAA
Molecule: messenger RNA, 985 nt
Organism: Aphis gossypii (cotton aphid)
Lineage: Eukaryota; Metazoa; Arthropoda; Insecta; Hemiptera; Aphididae
Exons: 2
Coding region: 110-778 (222 amino acids)
Source: RefSeq, a predicted model, not a curated record